Lampris incognitus (smalleye Pacific opah) is the source of this 1307-nucleotide messenger RNA. It is a transcript of the gene paqr8, whose product is annotated as progestin and adipoQ receptor family member VIII. The record is from RefSeq and is a predicted model, not a curated record. Gene Ontology annotation, cellular component: plasma membrane. Lineage: Eukaryota; Metazoa; Chordata; Actinopteri; Lampriformes; Lampridae. Gene Ontology annotation, biological process: response to steroid hormone. The transcript has 5 exons. Gene Ontology annotation, molecular function: nuclear steroid receptor activity; steroid binding. Bases 1 to 1089 code for a protein of 362 amino acids.
AUGCCUCGUGUGUCACUGUCCUUCCCCUCUGCCCACAGCUUUGGUCCUGUCAGACUUCUCCUUAACCGUCUCCUCCCCUCUCUCCCCCACCCCGUGCGAGACACCAGCGUGCCCCCACUGUUCAGAGAGCCUCACAUCCUGCAUGGCUACCGUCCCGUGGGCCUCCCUUGGCGCUGCUACGUCUUCAGCCUCUUCCAGGUGCACAACGAGACAUUGAAUGUGUGGAUCCACCUGCUGGCCGGAGUGUGUGUGGCGCUGAGGUUCACGACGUUCGUCUUGUUCCGCGGAGGGGGUAUACUGGGACUGAGGCUGCAGGGUCCAGAGGGACAGGGCCUCUCGUUAGACCUGGCCUCUCUGCCCCUCGUCCUCUACGUCUUCUCCUCGCUGACCUACCUAAGCUGCAGUACUGCGGCACACCUCCUCCAGUCCCACUCAGAGCUGGCCCACUACUCCCUGUUCUUCCUGGACUAUGUGGGAGUGGCUGUCUAUCAAUACGGUUGUGCUCUGACCCUCUAUCUGUACAGCUCUGAACCUGCCUGGAGACACCAUGUGAAAGGAGAGGUCUUUCUCCCAGCUGCAGCUCUCCUAGCCUGCCUGUCCUGUGCCAGUUGCUGUUUUGCCAAGCUGUAUUACCGCCGCCCAUAUCCUCUUCACCGUAAGCUUUGUCAGGUGGUGCCCACUGGUCUGGCCUACUUCCUGGAUAUCAGUCCAGUGGCCUACCGUCUUGCUACCAAAAACUGGGCGAGCAACUCUGCACUUCCCCUUCAUGGCCUACAGGUCAUGCUAUUCAUGCUAGCAGCCUUCUUCUUCUCCUGUCCCAUACCGGAGCGUUUCUCUCCUGGCAAGUAUGACAUAAUCGGCCACGCCCACCAGCUUUUCCACCUGCUUCUGUCCCUCAGCACGCUGACCCAACAGGAAGCACUGUUCCAGGACUUCCUGUCCCGGAGAGCGGGCCUGGUGAGGGAAUUUGGAGAGGAGCCUCUCCUGCUAGCCUGCGCCUCCUUCCCCUGCGUGGCACUAUGCAGUGCCGUGACGGCCCUCACAAUGAGGAGACGGGUUCAGACGAGAGUGAGGAAGGAGCAGAGGUAGAAGAGGAAGGAGUUGGAAAUAUUUCUAUAUUUCAUUUCACUCAACAACAAAAAAAAGGAAAAAAGAAAAAAGAAUUAAAAUUAGAGGAUGAACACAGAGGAAGGCAAAGGGGGUGGGUUUUGGAUUUCAAACAAAGCCUGAGGAAAAUAGCUGCUGACUGAGUCACGAAGAGUCAACAUGACCGGUGAAUGAGACUAACCUGUGUUUACCUACUGGAG